Molecule: messenger RNA, 1905 nt
Organism: Chelmon rostratus (copperband butterflyfish)
Lineage: Eukaryota; Metazoa; Chordata; Actinopteri; Chaetodontiformes; Chaetodontidae
Product: sorting nexin-9-like
Exons: 17
Coding region: 98-1708 (536 amino acids)
Biological process (GO): endosomal transport; cleavage furrow formation; mitotic cell cycle
Cellular component (GO): plasma membrane; cytoplasmic vesicle
Molecular function (GO): protein binding; phosphatidylinositol binding
Source: RefSeq, a predicted model, not a curated record
CCACUUGAUGCAGGAGCUGCUGCAGGUUGAUCGCUGAGAAGCCGACAGGAUGAAACUUUGAUCGAAAAUUAAAGAAUAAGAAGCUGCUCACGUCAUCAUGGCUCUGAAGGCUCAGGUUCUGUACGACUUCACAGCUGAACCAGGAAACAACGAGCUGUCAGUCACAGAGGGCGAGACGGUCACUGUGCUCAACCAGACUGUGGGUGGAGGCUGGAUUGAAGCCCAGAACUCCAGCGGACAAACCGGACUGGUACCUGAGGGAUAUUUACAGGUCGGUGGCGGUGAAGGAGGUGGGGACUCCUGGUCAGGGGGCGGGGCUUCUAGCACAGCAGAAGGAUGGGACAGUCAGGGAUAUGCGUACACUCAACAAGAAAACUGUUUCCGGUCUCCGGCAGCUGUCGAGGACGACGACGGCGAGUGGGAUGACGACUGGGAUGACCGGUCGCUGGGCAGUUACCGCGGUGACGGUCAGGCGUAUGACGAGGGUGGGGCUUCGGGACCGAGCACCCACGGCCCCUCUGUGAAAAUCUCCCUCAACAAGUUUCCGUUCUCCAAAGGACCGAGCCCUGAAGUCUUCCUGUUGGCCAAACCCCCAGCCAACAGCAGAGACAGACUUCCCGUCUACAUGGGAGAAGUGGGUCCGGUCUGGUUGUACCCUUCGGCUCCUCUGGACUGUGUGAUCGCUGAUCCAAAGAAAGAAUCCAAACUGUAUGGACUGAAGAGCUUCAUCGAGUACCAGAUCACUCCCAGUACGACCAACACGCCUGUAAAUCAUCGCUACAAACACUUUGAUUGGCUGUAUGAGCGCCUGCUGGAGAAGUUCGGCUCAGCUCUGCCCAUCCCCUCACUGCCGGACAAACAGGUGACAGGCCGGUUCGAGGUGGACUUCAUCAGGAUGAGGAUGGAGCAGCUGCAGUCCUGGAUGACUCGGAUGUGUCGUCACCCCGUCGUCUCUCAGAGUGAAGUCUUUCAGCUCUUCCUUACCUACAGAGACGAGAAGGAGUGGAAGGCGGGGAAGAGGAAGGCGGAGAAAGACGAGACGGUGGGCCCGAUGAUCUUCAGUCUGAUUGAAGCUGAAGCUGCAGAGCUUGACGCCGCUCAGGUUGAACAGAAGUGUGAGCACUACAGUCGCUUCACAAAGUCGAUGGACGAUGGAGUCAGAGAGCUGCUGAAUGUCGGACAAACACACUGGAAACGCUGCACCGGACCGCUACCUAAAGAGUACGAGCGGAUUGGUCGAGCCUUCAGGAACCUGUCGAGUGUUUUCAUCAGCAGCAGUUAUCCAGGAGAGGAGACGUUGACGGAUGCUCUGACAGCUGCUGGAAAAACCUACGAGGAGAUCGCAGAGAUAGUCGCUCAGCAGCCUCAGAAGGACCUUCACUUCCUGUUGGAGACAAACAACGAGUACAAAGGCCUGCUGGGAUGUUUCCCAGAAAUCAUGGCCGUACACAAGGCUGCAGUGGAGAAGCUGAAGGAAGCUGAUCGUCUGGUUUCUUCAGGAAGAAUCAACAGCAGCGACAGGAAGUGUAUGAACCAACGAAUCAGCUGCAUGAGCUACUCACUGCAGGCUGAGAUGAAUCAUUUCCACAGCAACCGUAUCUAUGACUACAACAGAGUGAUGCAGCUUUACCUGGAGCAACAGGUGUCCUUCUACCAACAGAUCGCUGACAAGCUGCGAGGAGCUCUGAGCCAUUUCACCACCCUGUGAGGAGGAUGACGUCACUGAUGACAUCACAGCCCGCUGAUGUCACUGCUCCAUUUCUAACGAAAUCAAAGUUUUUAGUUUGUUUCAUAUUAAACGAAUGAAGUUGACAUUUAACCCUUAAAAUGAUCAUGUGAUUUAUUUUGUGUGAACUCUUCAUGUUGUCAUAAACUUUUCACAGAUUAAAUUCAUCUUCAUCGCGU